AUGGAUGUCAGAGGGUUGAGAGUCUUCCCUCUAUCAUUGAUCGGUGAUGCUGCGAUGUGGUUUACUGAGCUUCUAUAUGAUUCAAUCCAUACAUGGGACCAAUUGCAUCGAGUAUUCAUGGCAAAGUACUUCCCAAAGUUUAAGAAACUUAACCAAAAUGACAAGUUGAAUAAUUUCGUCGCACUACCUGGAGAGUCUGUGAGCAAUUCUUGGGAUAGAUUCACUGCAUUCAUCAGAAUUGUUUCGAAUCACCGCAUAGAUGACGAGUCAUUGAAGGAGUAUUUCUACAGAGGGCAAGAUGACAAUGGUAAGGCUGUGCUAGAUACUAUCGCUAGAGGAUCCUAUAGUGAGUGCACUUUUGAGGAAAUCGCUGAGAAAUUAGAGAAGAUCUCCCGGAAUAAUAAGACAUGGAGCACUAGAAAAGCUAAUACUGGAAAAAACACAUUUGUUGUUCAAGCUGCACUAGAGCAAUCUAGUGAUGCCAUUCGUGAGGAGAUGGCUCAGAUAAGGACAAAACUUGGGUUGGUAUUGAAGAAUGUGAGUGGAGGUGUAGAGAAGGUGAAUGCGGUUAAUUACCUAAUUAGAACUCCACCACCACCAAUUGAGGAAUGCUACUAUGGAGAGGAUACUUAUUUGGGUAACUAUGUCCGGGAUGGGAACUACAAUCGCGACAAGAACUACAACCAGAAUAACUAUGGCAACAGAAAUGAGAGAGUUGGGCCUUAUGUUCCACCUGCAAAUCGGGAAUCUGGCAAUAGAAAAGAUGGGGGUAGUAUGUCACGGAUUGAGGAUAUGAUGCAGAGGAUGAUGAAGAGGUUUGAUACGACUGGUGAGAAUGUGAAAGAGAAGCGGAAUGACUUGUCUGGAAUCGAUCAAAAAGUUGAUGUCCAUGUAGUGUCGAUAAAACAACUUGAGCAACAAUUUAAUAAGUUGUAA
Solanum stenotomum is the source of this 936-nucleotide messenger RNA. RefSeq lists its product as uncharacterized. Bases 1 to 936 code for a protein of 311 amino acids. The transcript is spliced from 2 exons. Lineage: Eukaryota; Viridiplantae; Streptophyta; Magnoliopsida; Solanales; Solanaceae. The record is from RefSeq and is a predicted model, not a curated record.